CCAUUAGAAGUCAUGGAGAAAGCAGACGUUAGUGCAAGUACUCGACCUCGGUGUUGUAGCCAAUUCUUAAGAAAAUUUACGAAUCGCACGAGUAAGGUGCUAUUACUAGGACUAGUGGUCCUUGUCCUUAUCAUAGCUAAGUUUGGCGGGCCAUCUUUUAAUGCAGGGAAUCUUUUUCAACCUCUUGGAAAUAUUAUGAAGGGACAGGAAGUCGUUGCCUGUGUAGACAUCACACAAGAAACACCAAAACCUACACAACAGGAUCAUACUGUUAUAGGCACUGACGUCAGGAGGAGAUUAGCAUCUACACUGGUAGAGGUGUAUAGGGAAAUCACUCGUCAAACAGGUCAUCAACAAUCAGUUAUAGAUACCAAGCUGGCUAUCAAGCUAGCAGCAGUAGCUGAAGAGUUGGACCCAAGGAUAAGUUUAUCAAUGCAGACUCCCAGGGAAUAUUCUGCCACAUUUACCAAUGUCACUUCAAUCAUAUCUUUGCCGAACAAAUCUCGGCAUGUAUGUCCUGAAGUAUAUAAACCUACUUUUGAUCCAUUAGGUCAGGUUGGCAUGGAAUCUGAAGACUGUAACUAUGUUCCCAACUUCAACAAAGUUCUUACAGUCAUUCUUCCAGCUACAUCCUGGACACCUGAAAGAGUUAACUUUGUUGUCAAGCAAAUAAGAAAACGUUAUAAUAUCACAAUUGUUCCCAUCGUGAUGUCAAAAAAUGCCAUCGACACAAAUGUACCCAAUUUGAGGAUUGUAAUGAUGGAGAAUGGUGUUAAUGAGUCUACUGUAAUGAAUCAAUUAUUUAAAACUAUUGAAACGCCAUUUGUACUAAUGGGAACAUCACUGGCUCAUUUUAACAAUCAGUCAUCUCUUGAACGACUGGUGCGUGUCUUGGAUGAGGUAGAGCAUGUCAAGGUGGUUGGCGGAGCAGCUAGAGAUCCUGAAGGACUCUGGAACCAUGGAUGCCUUCAGCAGCGCAUGGCUGUCUAUGAGGCUCAUUAUGCCCUUGGUUAUUACUAUUCUAAGUACGAAUGUAUGUACUGCGAUGAUCUGUUAACACCUUUUGUUACUUCAGUUGCACUACUGAAACAAAUACCGUUUCAAGAAGGCCUCAAUGGCCAUCCCAUGUAUCGGGAUUGGUUUGCAAAGUUACGUGUAAAUGGUAUUUUGUCAAUGGCAUGUCCUGAUGUUAUGUUCUAUGUUCAAACUCAUCCAAAUAUGGAUGAGCAACAAUGGAUAAUAGUGGCUAAGCAAUGGUCUCUUGAGAAGAUAACUUCCUAUGACGACAAGGUCUAUGUUUUUGAUUGCAGUUCUGUUGGCAUUUAUUGCUUAGGUCCUCUAGGCACGAUUGCAUCUUUCCAACUGGCUCCUUGCUGCAGAGCUCUAAUGACGAAAUAUCUAGCUUACUUGACAGACUAUGGAAAUCAAAAUAACUUGCAUUAUGAACUACAUGCCGGAUCUGUUCUCGGAGCUCUGAAGAUGAAUGGUUACUUACCCUGGGACUAUGACCAUGACAUUAGUAUAUUUUGCAAAGAUUUUAGUACAUGGAGGAACACAAAUUCAAUGUUGAAAAGAAAACAAUGUUAUAAUUAUGUUACUAAACAUAAUGUAUACCUAACAGUAAACUGUCCAGGAUACUUUCUAGAGUUGGUCUGCCAUCAACAUAAUGCCUCUUCUUAUCAAUUUCUUCCACCUGAAUAUACGGACAAACCAACUCUAAUAAAGUAUGCAGGCAAGGAUAUUGCAGUGAGGCCAAAUCCGGGUCUCUAUGCCAGGAACAGAUAUGGCUUCGAGUGGUUGAAACAUGAAAGUCAUUGGAGAACACUGAAAAACGGACCAGCAAAUCUUAAAAAAGGUCAUCAUGAAAUAGAAUUCUGGAGAUCUUGUAAAGACCCUCAGCAUCAUUCUUGUCUUGAUCAUUAUCCUAUUGACGGAAAUCUUCCUUUUCAAAAACCCUUCCUUAACCUGUAAGAGCGAAAGUCAUUUCAUAUUUGGGUAAUAUUCGCUGCAGAAUAUGCACAUGGAUCAAUCCUAAAAGUUUUAAAUUAUGAGUCAGGAACUUUGACAAUACUAUGUGUCUUUCUAAAUGUGGAUGUUGUUGACAAUGCAAAGUGAAAAGGAUGCAUUCAUUGCAGAGGUGAAGACACUGAAGUUCCUUGUUGAAACAUUGCUGAUAGAAGAUGUCAAAACAUUCUGUCUACUGAUGCUGACCUAUAGCUUCUCACCUUAAUUCCUAACCAGGAUCAAUGAGCCUCCUGAAGCAGUUCCUAUAUGUAAUGGUUCAUUACAUUACUGGUAUGGCAAUUGCUUUGUUGACUCCAACCCUAUUUGUCCCAAUACCAAAGUCGAGAGAUAGAGUCUUUUGAGCCAUGUCUGGCGUUCUAAGAGUAUUGGAUAUAUUUUUUUACCCUCUGGGAAAAGGAUACUUGGAGUUAAAAGAACCAUUUCCAAUGUAUGGAGGAUACUGUACUUACCAAAUGUACGAAUGUCCCAAUGAACAAAAUGUACCAUAUGUCCCAGUUAGCAAAAUGUUUACAGUGAAUAAAACGAAACAGAUUUCUCAAAUGAACAAAUGUACAAGUGUCUCCAACAAAAGAAAUGUAUUGUAGGUAAGAUAUAUACUUAAUAAACAAAAUGUUUUAAAGGUACGAAAUGUACCAAAUGUACAAAAUGUGCUCAAUGAACAAAAUAUUUUAGUGUAUCAAAACAUCCACUAAACUAAAUGUAUCUAAAGCGUAAAUGUACCAGUGAGCAAGUUAACUAAUGUAUUAAAUUUAUGCAAUAAACAAAAUUCACUAUGCCAAAUUUCCUUAUGAAGGAAAUGCACCUUAAAUGGAUGUAAUGGACAACAUGGAACCAGUGGAUCAAAUGUACCAAAUAGACCAAAGUACCUGAUGGAGGAAAUAGAGGAAUUCUACCUAAUGGACUGACCUGACAAAAUUUACUUAAUGGAAAAAAUACAUAAACACGUAUCCCGUAAGCCCAAUUUACCUAGUGCAGUCAAUGACCCAGUGAACCAAAAGUACCAAGUAUGAUAGGUAUCCCAAUGACAAUAUUUCAAUGCACAAAAUAAUUAAACUAUUAAGAUUACAAUGAACAUGGCGUGAUAUACACUCAGUACAAUAUCAAUAUUUUUUAAGAAAAAAAUAUAGGUAGACUGCUAAUGACAGUAUAUCUCAUUGAGUAUAUUAAUAUUCUCUAAGAAACUGUAAAUUUUGACAAUAGGAUACUUAACAAUGAUAUUUAGACACUAGAUCUAUUGCCAGUUAUCUGUUGCGAUUUACAGUGAAAACUUCCACACAACAUGGCAGCCCCAUGUUCUA
Macrobrachium nipponense is the source of this 3323-nucleotide messenger RNA. RefSeq lists its product as uncharacterized. NCBI's taxonomy places the organism in Eukaryota, Metazoa, Arthropoda, Malacostraca, Decapoda, Palaemonidae. The coding region runs from base 13 to 1971 and encodes 652 amino acids. The transcript has 4 exons. The record is from RefSeq and is a predicted model, not a curated record.